AUCGCAUAGGAAAAUUGGUCGGUUCCCGCUCACACAACACAGGAAGUCUUAAACCCUUUUCCCCUUUUAAGUCUCUUAAGCGGAAACCUAAUCUAAUAUUCCCAAUCUUCUCCGCUCCAGCUGCUAGAGAAGCUGCAAUGGCGGUAAGCAUCUAUUGCGUUUUCUUAAUUUCAGGUUAAUGAUGUUGUUUUUCAGCUUUGAUUGUUGAUGGAAGGUUUACGAUUUGGGUUCGUUGAUUCGCAGGAGGUUUUCGUUUCUUUGUAUGUUCGUUUUGUGUUUUAGUUAAUCUUUUAGCAGAAACCCUCUAGAAAAUUGUGUGAUUCGAAGCUAGGGUUUGGUUAUACGCUGUGACAAUCCUGCGCCAGGUGUGUGUAAUUUCUGCUCUUUUGUUUGUCUGGGCGAUUCAGAAUUGUCUGGAAAAAUUUCCUGCUAGGAACUUUCGAUCUAUCGUGAGCUGGAAAUAGCAUAGUUUUUGCUGCGUUUAUGGUUUGAAGCAUUCUCACUGAUACUUUGCAAUUUUGGUCUAGUUGUGUUCAUGUUAUGUUUAUAACCAUAUAAUAUUUAAUCGUGGGGGGUUUUGGGGGGAUCUGGUGUUUGUUUGCUUUUGGGUUCGAACUUUGGAUUUUAACUCUUCAUUAUCUUUGCGGACUGUACCCGUUAAUCCCAAGCCCUUCCUGAACAAUCUCACGGGAAAGACUGUCAUGGUUAAGUUGAAGUGGGGAAUGGAGCACAAAGGUUUUCUUGUCUCUGUGGAUUCUUACAUGAACCUGCAGCUUGCAAAUGCGGAGGAGUAUAUUGACGGACAUAAAAAGGGAGAUCUCGGAGAAAUCUUGAUCAGGUGCAAUAACGUCCUUUAUCUCCGUGGAGUCCCAGAAGAUGAAGAAGUACUGGAUGCUGAAUGAGACUAGUAUUUGCUAUGGAGUUGGGCAUAGAAUCCCCUGUUUCUAUAAAUAUUUAGGAAAAGUGAAAUGUGAAUUGUAGCUCUUGCAGGAUUUGAAUCAUUGCUUACUGGAUACGGCUUUGUCAUGUAUGAUGGUUUUACCAUGCUAAAUGAUUCACCUCUCUGACUUCUGACUUUGCCUUGGUUAUAUUGCUCAUUACUCUGUCAAUCAUGCAUUCAUGCUUACUUUCUUCGGGCGUUUGCAUAAUAUGUCGACACAGUGAUCACUAUCAUUCAGUAUCAUAGCUCUGAAUCUGUCUCGACUGAGUAUCAUAACUCAUUAUAGACAUGGUAUUAUCAGUCUUGCACCACAUUCGAGCAAGUGUUUGCCAAAAAC
This is a messenger RNA of Oldenlandia corymbosa var. corymbosa, 1277 nucleotides long. Lineage: Eukaryota; Viridiplantae; Streptophyta; Magnoliopsida; Gentianales; Rubiaceae. The record is from the annotation of a GenBank genome assembly.